Molecule: messenger RNA, 1461 nt
Organism: Notothenia coriiceps (black rockcod)
Lineage: Eukaryota; Metazoa; Chordata; Actinopteri; Perciformes; Nototheniidae
Gene: liat1
Product: ligand of ATE1
Exons: 2
Coding region: 341-853 (170 amino acids)
Biological process (GO): protein arginylation
Source: RefSeq, a predicted model, not a curated record
GAUUGUGGAAAUGCUGCGUGUCCCGGAACAAACACUACGAAACAUCAAAGAUAGUUAGCAAUGUACCAGCCAUCUUUUUACACUUUCUUCUGCCUUUUUUGUGCAUCAGACAAAAGUGUUUUUAAACCACAGGAGAUAAAGCAGCGUUGUCUCGGGACUACCCCUGUUUCUUGUGAUUAAACGAAGAGUGGGGCUCAGCGUCAGCUCAGUUUUUUUGCAGUCUCUUAAAUUUAAUGGCCUUAAAGGAAAGAGUUUUUAUCGAAGAAGCAAUUUAUCAUUCUGCAGAACAGUCUCCAGACUCGCAUAGGCCUAUUUAUUAGCACUGUGUGCCGACUACAUCAUGCCAGAAGACAAACACUGUAAGCUGCUGCAGCCGUCCAGGAGCUGCGACACUAAAAAGAAGACCAAGAGGAAUAAGAAAAAGAGGAAACAAGUCACUACUUCCUCUACUCCUCCGGGAAACACAGAGACCCCUCAGGCUGCAUCGUUGCCCCCUGAGACCUCGCCUGUGUCCCAGCCCCCCCCACAGAGUCCGGGUCAGCCGCGAGCCCAGCUGCCCAUGCUUAAAACAACCAGCCACAAGCACGGAGAGCGGCUCCCUGGCAGCGGCAGGAAGAGCAAAAAACACCCUAAAGACUCCCCGACUCUGCUGACAGCGGCAGAAAAGAUCAGUGUCAGUGGAGAGCUCAGCGCCCAGGCCAAGGAGAGCCUGAGGUGGGAGGGCGAGCUGGAAGACCCCCAGGACGAGGAAAAGAGGCUGGAGCUGUACAGGGCCAACAGGCGGCAGCGUUACAUCACACACAGAGAGGCUCUGAUAAAAGAAACUGCCUUGAGAAAGACUUUUCCUAAAUAGAGCAGAGAAAAACAGGCUUUGACUGAAGUUGGUCGACAGGAGUAUUCUCUUAAUUUGAGCACUGACUGAAAUAAAGAAGCAAGUGAGAGCCUCGUGCCUUUUAUCUCAGGCUUUAUUUUUGACAUUUUAAAAAAGAUUUAGGCAAAUUGAGCAAAAUAAUGAAGAUCUUUUGGUGCUGUUUAAGAUAGAUAAAUUAAGCAUGUUGCAAAUGUAAUACCCUAUAAUGCACCUGACGGACAUGUGUUCUCUGUCAGGUACAAAACAAACAGUAUCACGACUGCCGUGGACGAGGACAGGCCCUGUUUAAAACUUAAUAGAGGAUUUGCACCAUUUAUCUUCUAGCUUCUAAAUAAUGUAAUACUUCCUGAAAAGACCAAAAGUGGAUCUUUCAGGGCUGAAACCCAAUCAGGAUAAUACCACUGAGUGCCCCUCACAUCUGUUUACCACAGGUAGAUUUCAUUGGAUGGGGGUCACAUGAAAUGUUCAACCCCUACAAUGUAAGAACUUUAAUACAGGUUAGCAGUUUUAUUUUUGCGUAAUUCACCCUAGAGCAGGGUUGUCAAACUCAAUUUCAUCGCGGGCCACAUUAGCAUUAUGGUUGCACUCAA